AAGUGCUGGAUGCGCGAACAUAGGAAUUUCAUCUUUCAACCCCAUAAUAUAUCCCAAACUUCUUAUCGAAUUUUUUUUUUCCAAACUCACUGCGUUAGUCGUCGACGUCGACCGCCGGAUCGACCUCCAUUCGCCGUCUUCCAAUCGCUCUCAGUUCGACCGUCGCCGCCGGCAUCCAAUUCGGUUAGGCCAUGCAGCUCUCUCUUUUGACGCCCUACGUUCAGGUAUAUUAAGGUUCUAAUAGAAAAAAGGUUGAUCAGCAUAAAGAUGGAGCUCACUAUUACACAACCUGAUGAUUGGCAUCUUCACCUCCGUGAUGGUUCCCUUCUUCAAGCAGUUCUCCCUCACAGUGCAAAACAAUUUGGAAGGGCCAUAGUGAUGCCAAAUUUGAAACCACCCAUCACUACCACGUCCGCUGCUGUUGCUUAUCGAGAGUCCAUUUUGAAAGCAAUACCUAAAGAUAGCAACUUCAAUCCUCUCAUGACACUUUACCUCACUGACAUGACUACUCCUGAUGAGAUUAAACUUGCAAAAAAAAGUGGACUUGUUUAUGGUGUGAAGUUGUAUCCUGCUGGUGCUACAACAAACUCCCAAGAUGGUGUUACAGACAUUUUUGGAAAUUGUUUUUCUGUUCUCGAGGAAAUGGCUGAGAAAAAUUUACCAUUAUUGGUUCACGGAGAGGUUACAAAUUCAAACAUUGAUAUUUUUGACCGAGAAAAAGUCUUCAUUGAAACAAUUUUAGAGCCUUUAGUUCAAAGACUUCCACAGCUGAAGGUUGUGAUGGAGCAUAUUACUACCGCAGAUGCUGUUAAAUUUGUAGAGUCUUGCAAAGAAGGUUAUGUAGCAGCAACUGUUACACCACAGCAUCUUCUUCUGAAUCGUAAUGCUUUGUUCCAAAGUGGCUUACAGCCUCACAAUUACUGUCUUCCAGUGCUCAAAAGAGAGAUCCAUAGACAGGCUAUUGUUUCGGCUGUCACUAGUGGAAGUAAACGAUUUUUCCUUGGAACUGAUAGUGCUCCACAUGAUAGGCGUAAUAAGGAAUGUUCCUGUGGAUGUGCUGGCAUAUACAACUCACCGGUCGCUCUAUCUCUAUAUGCCAAAGUUUUUGAAGAGGCUGGUGCACUUGAUAAGCUAGAGGCUUUUACAAGCUUUAACGGACCUGACUUCUAUGGCCUCCCCAGAAACAAGUUAAAGAUUAGACUGAGGAAAGCUCCUUGGAAAGUACCUGAUUAUUUGUCGUUUCCAUUUGGAGACAUUGUUCCCAUGUUUGCUGGUGAAACCCUUGAAUGGGAGGCAUUGCCUUGCUGAUUUGCUGUGUCUAUUUGAAAGUUUGUAUAUCCUUCAGCUUAAAUUAUUGAUUGCCGAGAUGAGAAUAUUUAUGUAGUGUUCAAGAACUAUGGUCAAGAAAUUUUUGUUUUAUCUGUCAGUUCUGCGUUUAUUUUGCAGAUUGUUCUCAUUUCUAUUUCUUAGGUCAGUUGAAUUUAAAUAUGAACCAGAACACCCUCUGUGACUAAUAAAUUUCUGGUUGUUGAGAUGGGAAUUUAUAUAGUAUUCAGAAUCAGAACUAUGGUCAGGUAACUCUGCAGUUGUUCCAAUUUGAUCAAUAAACUCGGCAUAAAUUUCCAGAUUUACCUUGUUUCCAUUUUAUGUUCAUGGGUCUGAGCUGAAUUUCUGUAUGAACUAAGUGCCCCCCGGUCACAUGACACCACAUCAAAAUUUUAAAUUGUAUGGCAUUACACCUUAUUUCAAAAGACUUCAA
Messenger RNA from Glycine soja, 1759 nucleotides. RefSeq names its product dihydroorotase, mitochondrial-like. Gene Ontology annotation, cellular component: chloroplast; cytoplasm. The transcript has 8 exons. Gene Ontology annotation, molecular function: dihydroorotase activity. The record is from RefSeq and is a predicted model, not a curated record. The coding region runs from base 268 to 1308 and encodes 346 amino acids. Gene Ontology annotation, biological process: pyrimidine nucleotide biosynthetic process; 'de novo' pyrimidine nucleobase biosynthetic process. NCBI's taxonomy places the organism in Eukaryota, Viridiplantae, Streptophyta, Magnoliopsida, Fabales, Fabaceae.